AUGGCAACAAAAAAAACUCCGGAACCUUUAAAUAAAUUAAGUCAUUCUAAUAGCAAAAAUGAUCAUGAACAUAGUCAUCAAUCAACCCAUGAUCAAAGUCAAAUAAAUUGUUUUUUUAAAGCAUGUGAUCGUGAAGCAAGUGAAAAAUUAUUACGUGAUGCAUAUACAAAUUAUAAACAAAAAAAUGGUAUUUAUAUGUUACGUCAAUCGGAUCGUGAUGAAAGUAAAUUUAUUUUAUCAUUAAUUAAAGAUGGACGAUGUUUUCAUUAUCGUACACAUCAUAUGGGAAAUGGAACAUUUCUUGAUGAAAAAACUGAGAAAAUCUUUAAUUCAUUAGACGAAUUACUUGAAUAUUAUCAAACAGAUGGUGUACGUCAUUUACGUUGUCCAUUGACAAUAUCUUUACGCGGUCAUUCAUUGCCAGCAUUUGCACAACGACAUAGUACAACAACUGUUCUUCAUCAAGCAGCUACUAAAGGUCAACGAGACGUUAUUCUAUCAAUUCUUAAUGAUUCAAAUUCUCCGGAUAUUCAUUCAAAAAAUGAAGAAGGAAAUACACCAUUACAUGAAGCAUGUUUUUUUGGACGAGAUGAUGCUGUUAAAGUAUUAUUACAAGCUGGUGCUAAUUGGAAAUUUGUAAAUAGACUUGGAUGGACAUCAUUACAUCAAGCAGCUUUAGGAAAUAGUCCAACUGUUGUUGAUUUACUUUUUAGUUGUGCUCAUGCAGAUAUGGAUGUACGAAAUCCAUUCAAUUUAUAUGCACCAAUUCAUUGUGCUGCUGCAUGUAAUAGUCUUGAGACUAUAACAACUUUAAUUACACACGAUUCACCAUUACGACCAUUGACAGAAAAUGGAGAAACACCGUAUGAUUUAGCUAUUAAACAUAAUGGAAAUGAAUGUGCUGAAAAACUAGCGGCUGUUCGAUCAAAACCUGCUUUAUCUCGUCGUUCAAGUUAUUAUCAUGGUUCAUUAACGAAUAAUCAAAUGCGAGCAUUAUUAAAUUAUUUCAAAAAACAUGAUGGUUAUUUUUUUGUUCGACAAAGUUCAUCUGUUCAAGAUGAUUAUGCAAUAUCAAUUAUUUGGCAAAAUCGACUUAUUCAUGAAAAACUUCAUAAAAAAAAUUCUAAUUCAUAUUAUUAUGAAAAUCGUCUUCAUUAUCAUGAUAGUCUUGAACAUGCUAUUGAUUAUUUUAUGAAAGUAUAUAAAGGUGUAGUGAAACCAUUGAGUCCAGAAGUAGCAAAAGCAGCCUACACAAAUGAAUUCUCACCUUUACCAUCUCAACGAUCAUUUUCAUCAAGUUCUAAAAGUCUUAAAUUAUCUAACCAUGUUCUACAUGAACCAUCUAGCUCCGAUCUUAUGGGAACUUCCGGUUAUUUUUUAUUUUUACGUCCAUUAAAUAAGUAUAUAAAUUGGUUUUUUUUUUCUCAAAUAGAAGUUAAUCCAUUUAAUACAGGACGUUCACAAAAUGUACAUAAUAAACAAAAAAUGCUUUCAACAAUUGAGAAAAGACUUGUUAAUCCACUUGUAAAUAAAAGAGUGGUUAUUAUUCGUGAAGAACAAUUAACAGUUACUAAAUUAUUAGGUGAAGGUAAUUUUGGAAAAGUUUUUGCCGGAGAAUAUCGAGAAGAACAUGGACAAACUGUACCUGUUGCUAUUAAAGCAUUAAAAGCAACAAUGGAUGCAAAAGCUCGAGAAGAAAUGAAAAAAGAAGCUUUUGUUAUGAAAGAAUUAUCACAUCCAUGUAUUGUUCGACUUUAUGGUGUAUGUCAAUCGAGAAAAAUGAACAGCACAAUGAUGGUUCAAGAACUUUUGUUAAUGGGAUCAUUAUUGGAUUAUUUAAAAACACAUGUAAAAAAUUCAAUACGUUCAUUAUUUGGUCUAUGGAUAACACAAAUUAUACAUGGAAUGGCUUAUAUGGAACGAAAACGUUUUGUUCAUCGAGAUCUUGCUGCAAGAAAUAUUUUAAUGCAAUCUCAUUCACGAAUAAAAAUAUCUGAUUUUGGUUUAUCACGUAGUGUUGAUUCAAAUGAUUAUUAUGUUCAACAUAGUGAUACACCAAUACCAAUUGCAUGGUAUGCACCAGAAUCACUUUUUCGCUAUAAAUUUACAAGUAAAAGUGAUGUUUGGUCAUUUGGUGUUACGAUGUGGGAAAUCUAUUCAUUCGGUCAAUAUCCUUAUGGAUCAAUGCCUACUGAAGAGAUCACUCAAUUCAUUGAGGCUAAUGGUCGUCUUCAACGUCCACCUGGUUGCAGUUCUUCUACAUAUGAGAUUAUGCUUCGAUGUUGGGUACAUGAACCACAUGAUCGUCCAUCAUUUCCAGAUUUACUUAAAAUUUUAGCCAAUCGUUCAGAAUUUAUUUCAGCUAUUCAACAUUUUCAAGCAUUAUCAAAAUAUUAA
Rotaria sordida is the source of this 2397-nucleotide messenger RNA. The record is from the annotation of a GenBank genome assembly. Lineage: Eukaryota; Metazoa; Rotifera; Eurotatoria; Philodinida; Philodinidae.